Melanotaenia boesemani (Boeseman's rainbowfish) is the source of this 5612-nucleotide messenger RNA. RefSeq names its product RA_Radil_like and Myo5p-like_CBD_Rasip1 domain-containing protein (gene radil2a). Gene Ontology annotation, cellular component: microtubule. Gene Ontology annotation, molecular function: GTPase binding. The transcript is spliced from 16 exons. Lineage: Eukaryota; Metazoa; Chordata; Actinopteri; Atheriniformes; Melanotaeniidae. Gene Ontology annotation, biological process: signal transduction; substrate adhesion-dependent cell spreading; neural crest cell migration. The record is from RefSeq and is a predicted model, not a curated record. The coding region runs from base 510 to 4004 and encodes 1164 amino acids.
UUCAGUCCCUCAGCGCUCCUCGUCGAAGUCAACAGAUCUCAUGGACCGGGCUGGAACUUCUCUGCUUCUGCUGCAGCCCUCACUCAGAAAUGGAUAAAACCGCGUUUGACUGGGCUUCUUUUCACCAUUUUCCCGCGGAACUUUCAUGUCCUUUGGAAUUUUAUUCUAAAAAGAAAAUCUGAUUUAGACUUCUUAGGUUUUCAAUGAGCAAUGUUGAGCGAACACUUGGAAUAACGGUCUUAUAUGGUUUCUAAUGGACGCCGAGGCGCUGCCAUAGGGGUUUCUCUUUUACAUGGGAUUUCUUCUUCUAUUUUUCCCCUUUGUUUAUUUCUUUUAGGAGGAAACUAAAUGUGGACAUUUCCUCUUGAAAAGCGCUUCUUGUCCGGGAAACUUCUCACCUUCCUCAAAGUUCGUUAGCAAGCUGCGCAGAAUGCUACGUCCCGGUCACCUCGCCUCUCUGUGUAGUUUGGUCAUGUUCAUGUAAAGGCUAAAAACAAACAAAUAACAAAAUGAUUUCAGAGGAAAGAAGCAGCCACGCCAACAAACAAGCCCUGAACUUUCCUGUGGGUUUACUCAUCCGCUCUCCGAAGAGGCGCUUGGCUAAACUGGGGAGGAAACCCAGCAAUGGAUCUCUCCAGUCCAACAAAUCGGACAGCACUGUCCGCUCCACUGAGAGCGUGGGUGUCCGGCAGCCGGCCAAGAGCAAAAUCCGCCGCCACAACAACAGGUUCUCGACUGUUUUCAACCACAGUCCCAACCUGCGGGACAGCAGCCGUCGUGGCCAGACAAGCAGUGGCGGGAGCUUGGUUGGAGACCUCCAGUCUGCGGACGAUCCAGCCGAGCUGUCCAGCCAAAUGUCUGUCCCUGGGAUCCUAAAAAUUUUUGGCAGUGAUAUCUGUCAUGGGACCCACUACAAGAGUGUGCUGGCUACCACACAGUCCAGCGCAAAGGAGCUGGUGAAAGAAGCUUUAGAGAGGUACUGUCUGGAAAAAGAAGAUGCCAAAGACUAUGUGCUGUGUGACGUGAUUGGUCAGACUGAUGCUGAUAAUCAGUGGAAGAGGGAGUGCUUCAGAGUUGUUGGCGACAACGAGAGGCCCCUCAUGCUGCAGUCACUGUGGAAACCCAAGGAAGGCUUCUCCAGAAGAUUUGAAAUGCAGCUGCGAGCGAAUGUUGAAGAGCAGAGUUUGAAGGAUAGAGACACAGUCACAGCAGGCAUCAAUGCUCAGGCUCGUAAGCUGCAGAAGAGCCGCUCCAGAGUGGCCUCCCUUUUCGUGGACAGCAGCGGGGAGGAUGUGGAUGGAAUCGGGUUCUGGAGGAGCCUGAGUGAGAUGGAUCUGUCGGCCAUGGGGAAGGAGGCCAACCGAGCCCAGCAGAGCGCGCUCAGAGAGGAUCCGGAGGCGGAGGCUGAUAAGGAAGUACUGCGGCUUGGCAUGGAAAAGGAAGAGACGGAGAGCAGCGACGACAACACCACCCAAUACUCCAUCCACCCACCCUUUGACUUCCCUUACUUCCUCCUGCUGCAGGGCUACAGCCACAGACAGGAUUUUGUCAUCUACCUGAUGAGCGGGACCACCACCAUCUUUGGCUGCUGCAGGGAGCACUCCAACGGCGAAGACGAGGAGAGGUUGAAGGUGGACAUCCUUCUUUUUGCUCCUGAUGUGUUGCCACAGCACUGCUGCGUCAGACGCCUGGAAUCUAACGGCCAGACCUCGGCAGGAGAGCACAAAAAGACACUGACGAUGCUGAAGCCCCUCCAUGGCGCCCCCGUGACACGAAACGGUUUCCUUCUUAAAGAGGAGGUGGAACUGAAUCCGGGAGACUUGGUGGGCUUAGGGAAACACUACUUGUUCAUGUUUAAGGAUCCCACCAAUGUGUCGGGGUCCCUGGACACCCCUCCUUGGGUGACAAGACUCUGCCCGAACUCUGACUCAAAGAAUUUAUCCUCUUGUUUGUCGUGUGGCUCUUCUGUCACCAUAAAAAAGUUCCAGAGGAGUCUGUUAGCUCCUCGCUGGAGAGACCUGGAGGGCACGGAGGCUUCGGUGAGCUACGAGCUGGAGCAGGAGGAAAGAGUCUUGCAGGAGAUUCUGGACAUGGUGGAACCCAUCGGGGAUGAACCAAAGCUGACGCCUGCUUUCCUGCUGAGCCUCUGCAUCCAACACUCGGCCUCCACGUUUGAGCUGACACACUUCAGGCAGCUGCUGCUCAGGAUAGCCAGUCAGAUCCAGCUCAUUACAUGGGAGAAGACCAAAGAACUUGCAUCAAUCCAGCCAGAAACGAGCUGUGGUGACACACAGCCGGAGCAGCUUCAGCUGCUCAGCACAGAGGAGCUGAUCCCAGGUCUGCAGCCGCUGGUGCUGUGGAUGGCCAACUCCAUCGAGCUGCUGCAUUUCAUCCAGCAUGAGGUCCCUCAGCUGCUGCCCUGGAGGCAGGACCAGGACGAUGAAGAUCUGCUGGCCUCUGAGAUGACAUCCACUCAAACAGCCUGCGAGGAAGCCAUGACAGUCCUGGAGGAAGUCAUCAUGUUUACCUUCCAGCAGUCCGUCUACUAUCUAACAAAGAGUAUGUAUUCAGCCCUGUCCGGUCUGCUGGAUGGAAACCCCUUCUCAGAGAAUGGUCAGCUGCGAGUUCCCGACGGGCUCAGCGGCAUCCUGGAGGUGCUGAAGGAGGCGCUGAAGCUGCUCACAGCCUUCCAGGUGCAUCCGGAUAUCUCAUUACAGCUUUGCGCAUACCUGUUCUUCUUCAUCAAUGCGUCGCUGUUCAACGCCCUCAUGGAGAGAGGAUCUGUUGCCGGGUUCUAUCAGUGGUCCCGUGGUGUGCAGAUCCGAGCCAACCUGGACCUGCUGAUGGACUGGAUCCAGAGCAUUGGGCUGGGUGAUCUGGCCACCGAGUUCUUCCAGAAGCUCUCUGCUGCUGUCAAUCUACUGGCCACGCCCAAGGAAACCCUGCUGCAGGCGUCCUGGGCUUCUCUCAGAGCCGAGUUCGCUGCUCUGAAACCUGCCCAGCUUCACCACAUGCUGAGGGAGUACAGCGCCGGUAAGGCCUGCCCCAGUGGGUGGAGCCCAACACCGGACGAUACGAAGGAAGCCAUCAGGACGGCAGACAUCUUGGAGAGCUUUGACAACCACCCGCCGCUCAUCCUGCCCAGCAGCACGUUUUACCUGGAGCUGGGUAAACCCAUCGUGGAGGCGGCCCUUUUUGAACAGCUCGCUCAUCUGCAAGAGUUCAUUUGCCGGCCCUCCUGCAGUGAAACACAAGUCGAAAACAAUGUGGAGCAACAGGUUUUUAAUGGGACAAGCACAGACAGCCAGUCUGCAACAUCAUCUUCAAUAAGAGUCCUCCAGGAGCCUCCUCAUCAGGUGGUCUCUGAACCUGGGCAAGACUCAGACUGUAACUCCCCUGCAGAACCAGCUCAAACCCGAGGAUCUCAUGGUGACCUGAGCAGCUGCGAAGAAGUCCUUGCUCAGAAGCUGAAGAGCCUAGAGCUGCAGAACACCCUCCCCGGACGGGCUGACAUGGGCUACCACAAGAGCCUGGCGCUGGACCCGUCAUGCCUCCUCACCCCACCCAACACCCCACAAGGGAUGGAGCUGGCUGAACUGGAGGCUGAUCUGCAGGAGGGCGCACGCCAGCUACAGAAAGUGACUGGAGGCACAGAGAGGAAGCCAGAAACUGUGGAAACAGCAGAAGACAGAGAGGAAGUGUUCACCGUGGAGAUCCACAGAGGGCCUCAUGGUCUCGGGCUGGCGCUGGUGGAUGGAACGAAAACUCUGCUGAGAAUGAGUGGCAUUUAUGUGAAGUCGGUGGUUCCCAACUCUCCGGCUGCUGAGUGUCAGAAACUGAGGACAGGCGAUCGCAUCCUGGCAGUGAACGGCAUCAGCCUGGUUGGGAUGGAUUAUAGCAUUGGAAGAGAGCUGAUUCGAUCAUCUGGAGACUCUCUCAGGCUGCUCGUUGCCAAGAUGGACUCCAAAACAAGCAGCAAGCCGUCAACCACAACCAAAUGCUGAGGGAAGAGCUGGUGAACAAUCAAGUGAAUACUGGAGGAGUUGAGGUUCCUCCUUCCUGCAACAUCCAGUCAGUAUUUGCCACAGGAUGGAUUCCCCGACCAAAGGAAACGCACUCCCUACGCUUUCUUUUCCAACCCGUGGUGGAAUAGAGAUGUUUUUUUUUUGUGUGUGUAAAGCGAAUUGAGGCAAUCAACCAAAGUCACUGUGAUCUCCAUAAAACCAAAUCUCUAAAACCGAACAGACUGCAGGCGUUCUGCUGGCAGACUGAGGGCAACAUUUUUAGAAGCUCCUUUCUGCUGUUCCAGCUUCUGUCUAGCAAGCUCUGCUCCCGUACUCGUAAACAACGAGGACAAAAACCAGCAUUACACUUGUGAAACGUGGACUCUGGGAUCAGUCUUGCCUGGCUUUCACUGGAAUUAUUCUGAACUCAUUUUUAAAUCUCUACUUUAAAAAAGAUCAUUUUAAAAAGACUGUGAAACUUUAUAUUUUACCAAGAAAAGCUACUUAUCCAUUUAUUUAGUCAAAGACAAAACAUAGGAUUCAUGUGUGUUUUCCUUAGAGGUGUCGGAUCGUUUUAUUCUUUGGGCCACUCUUAAUUUUCCUACUGCCUCAGUUAAUAUUUAAGAAAACAACUCAGCAUCUGUGCACAGCUGUCAUACCAAAACACUUUAUAAAUAGUCUUAACCUCCUGAGACCUGAGCUUUAGCCUGACUUGCGUUAGAGAUUUCUUCUAGUUUUUUGGGGUUAGGAAAAACCAAUAAAUAGUUCAAAGACAUCACAUAUUUGGUUGUCUAGACCAUAAUAUUAAAUUCUGUAAAACUGGAACCCCUUGAACACUCACACUGCCAUUUGUUGGUGUAAAAAGAGACUUUGUUAUUUAAUUUAAAAUUAUAUUUAUAUCUACAUCAUAUAUUAUAAAAUAUGCAUAAUCAUAAAUAUGUGUCUAAUAACAAAUCAUACAUCUGUGAUUAGGACUCAGAAGGUUACAGUAAAGCAUAAUCUGAAUUUCUUCAACAAAAAAGACUAAUGAAUGACUUCAGAGGAGUCACAAUACUUAUGUCGGUGGUUACCAUGGUAACUGCUUGUUUAUUUCCUUAUUAUUCGUUAAUACUGUGAAAAAACCUGUCAGUAUGUUUUAAACACAUGACAGCAAUACAGGAGAAGUUUGAACCCAAAACCAAAGAAAAGCUCCAGUUUCUCAUAUUCAAGCAUGUUAACCCCUUAACACCUGAAUUUAUGUUCAGUUAUAUAAAAACUAGAUAAAAGAAAAACAAAAAAAAAUUAAAUGAAAAAAACUGCUGGAGUAAAAUAAAAUAUAAUAACAAUAUAUAGAAAUAAAUAACAUAUAGAUACGUUUAUAAAUAAAUAAGGCAAGUGUUUCAGGCAUCAAGGGGUUAAGUUAUACAUUUUUUAUUUUUAAUUGCUCGAAUGAACACAUAUUACAACCAGAAGUAGUCCUCCGCCCUCUCUCUGUUAUAUUUAACCCUUUGAGACUUGUACCUGUUUUUAGGCCUGACUGGUAAAGAAGAAAUAAAGAUGAAGUAUGAUACAAAAAAAAAAAAACUUAAAACAACCACAUUCAGGAUGAGUAUGAAAAGCUCUUUAGAA